CUAUAAGUUUCAAUGAAGCUUCACGCCUGCCAAUAUUGGUAAUAUAAUAAUGAUAUUACUCUAAAGUAGUAAUCUUUGGAGGUUGAAAUUACCUCGAGAUGACUCAGAAGAAGUUCUCUGGGGCUCCUUUUGGGGUGCAAACCACAAGGUUUAAUGUUUCUUCAAUCCACCCCAAAAGCAAGACUCCAGGAAGUUUUACUCAAAUUGGGUAUGACAAAAGAAGCAUGGAGGACUAUAGAUGUAAGCUAGGACCAGGAUCAUAUAACAUUGAUGUUGGUGGAUUUAGUUCCAAGAGUGUCCAUGAAAGAGCUGCUGGACCAGGUUGGGAAAGGGCGUACGAAACUUCAAAGAUGGCGAGAAUCCCACACUUACUUUAUAAGGAACAGUGGAAAAAGAAACAGCUACAGAAACGGCUGCUUGGUCCAGGGACAUAUAACAUCAAAGACUUCAUAGAACAUGGGUCAGAAAAACCCGGUAGUACACGGGGAUUCUGUGAGACGAGAGCUGCACGAUUUGAAGAUGUUGCUAACAAUGGCGUUCCUGGUCCUGGAACGUACGGCAAGGGAGRCAUACCAAGCGCUGUCAUCGAAGACAAGCAAACUCUUUCUGCAAGCAACGUUGGAAUGAUGGAUUCAGGAAAAUCUAACACACGCCAGUUACCGGAAGUGGGUAGUCACCUUUGCCCAGGCCAAUAUGAAAUGAAUAGUUUUACCGAUGAACUAGCAGCACGAGUUGUAAGCGAACGAGGACCUUAUGAUCUAUUCACUGGAGAGAGAAACAAGCCAGUCACAGUCGGCUACUUUGCUACACCAGUAAAACAGAAAUUAGGGCCAGGAGAGUACGACCUGAGGUCCUUUUUAGAAGGAAAUACGGGUGAACAUAAAACGAGGCAUGGAAGAUUCCUAAAGGUUGAACGAUUUCCUGACUUCCCUAAAGAGAGAAUAUACUGCUGUACGCUGAGUCAGUGUCCUAGAGAUCCGAGUGACCCCGGUCCCGGAGCAUAUACACCUGCAAAGCUUACAAAGCCUGAACCAUCCAGGAGACCACCAUUUGGUUCAUCAGCUGAGCGUAUGAACAAGCACGCCAGGAGAUUCUUCCUUGGAAGUUAUAACCCAGUUGGUCCUGGCCGAUACACCGUGAGUAAAUACGACGAAGCUCAGCACGCAAAUGGACAUCAAAGCGCAUUUGACUCAAAGACGAAGAGAUCAGAUCUUCUACGAGACAAAUACAUGAAAGAAAGAAUAAGAGCCAAGGACGUCAGACCUGAAGAUAAAGUCUUCAUGGUACCUCUAACCGCAUGAAAAAAAUCGGCACAAUUUUUUGAUUUUGAACUGAGUGAAUCAAUUAAUUCGAAUCUCCUAAUAAAUUCCUUAGGAGAGGCUCCGAAUUUUAUAAUUGUUUGAAUAUUUUAAACACAGAGAUAUGGGUGUUUUUAAUUGAAAUUUUAGUUUGAAUAAUUGAAAUUGGGCUGCCUGUGGAUCCGCACCACACCCACCCCUCCCCCUUUUUAUGUAAAAUAAUCAGUCAGUGAUUGCAUCGAUGAUAAAUCUCAAGCAAUAUGCCACAGCAUUGGAAUGAGAACUUCGAAUGGUCGUGGGAUUAAACAAGUUGACAUAAACCCAAUUUAAACAAAAUCUUUUUUGAGUUCAAAACAUGGAACUUGAUAGUAGAGUACAAACACUAGAGUGAUUUUCAUAUGAUCGUGAAAGAAUAGGCAAACUAAUAGUUAGUAGUAGACUCUAAACCAAUGAUUUUCUUUUGUUCUUUAUCAACUAUU
Messenger RNA from Actinia tenebrosa (Australian red waratah sea anemone), 1777 nucleotides. RefSeq names its product ciliary microtubule-associated protein 2. The record is from RefSeq and is a predicted model, not a curated record. Lineage: Eukaryota; Metazoa; Cnidaria; Anthozoa; Actiniaria; Actiniidae.